ACCGUAUCGAUCGUCUUUGAUCGUCCCUGAGCUGCAUCGUAUGCAAAGUGGGGCUGGGAUGAGCCAGAUGCCGCGCUGGAUCACAUCACUGCCCGCGACUCUGCGCACCUCGUUUCUCGAUUCGCCUAUCAUCAACAGUUUACCUUUUGCCAUGAAGACUUCAUUCUUUCUGCUUGCGUUUUCUACGUCCGCGGCUGCGUCGUCGUGGUCCGAGUGGGGCGACCAAGACCUGUGGGUGUUUACAACGCUUUGGCCCGCGCAGGCAUGCGCAACGAGCUACAACGCCAGUUCUCUGUGCGCGAGCCCCACCGAUUUUAUGAAGUCGCAUCUCGUCGCAGCCUCGCUCGUGCCGAGCUACGACUCGGGGCGCGCCCAAACCGGCAUGUGUCGCUACGAGUACGGCACGUUUCUCGAGACCAAUAUCCACGCUGUCGGCCAAGGACCUUUGCGCGACUACUGGCCGCACUUUGACGCGCCAAGCGUCGACACGAUGUGGACGGGCAGCUUUGACAAGGGCACGCCCGAGUAUGAGUACACGUGCAGCGGGAUGCACCAAGGCCCGUACCUCGAGAAGGUCGUCAACAUGACCAAAGACCUCUGCACGCCGAGCGCGAUUCGAUCGCACAUAGGGUCGACCGUCGCGACGCUGUCGCUUCGGGACGCGUUUGGAGGCAACGCUGUCUUGCAGUGCGACGGCAAGCACCUCGCUCGCGUCGUCACGUGCUGGGCCAAGCGUACGCCGUCGGCCACCGAGACGGACCCGACGUACGAGCCCACGACGCGCAUGGCCUGCCCGACGGCGAUCGCGAGUACCGACUCGUGCACUGAGGCUGAGACGCGCAUUGUGCCGUUCCCGCCCGUGUACAAUUAGGCGCGAGAGAAUCGCGUCUCUUGGCGCGGUAGCGCUCUUCUUGUUUUCAUUGUUCCUAAACUCAGUCUUCUCUUGUACAUGUA
Messenger RNA from Saprolegnia diclina VS20, 954 nucleotides. RefSeq lists its product as hypothetical. The transcript has a single exon. The record is from RefSeq and is a predicted model, not a curated record. The coding region runs from base 41 to 871 and encodes 276 amino acids. Lineage: Eukaryota; Oomycota; Saprolegniomycetes; Saprolegniales; Saprolegniaceae. Gene Ontology annotation, molecular function: RNA binding; ribonuclease T2 activity.